Molecule: messenger RNA, 879 nt
Organism: Lolium rigidum
Lineage: Eukaryota; Viridiplantae; Streptophyta; Magnoliopsida; Poales; Poaceae
Product: eukaryotic translation initiation factor 5A
Exons: 6
Coding region: 137-622 (161 amino acids)
Biological process (GO): positive regulation of translational elongation; positive regulation of translational termination
Molecular function (GO): RNA binding; ribosome binding; translation elongation factor activity
Source: RefSeq, a predicted model, not a curated record
CGCAUAAAAAGCUGGGAGGAGUGCGGAGCCAAGAACCCUAGCUUCCUGGAUCCAUCCAUCCACCCUCCGCUGCCGCUGCCUCUCCGCCUCCGUUCCGAACCCCCGCCGACCGCCGUACUCAGGAGGAUCGUCGGAGAUGUCGGACACCGACGAGCACCACUUCGAGUCCAAGGCCGACUCCGGCGCCUCCAAGACCUACCCGCAGCAGGCCGGCACCAUCCGCAAGAGUGGACACAUCGUCAUCAAGGGCCGUCCCUGCAAGGUUGUUGAGGUCUCCACUUCCAAGACUGGGAAGCAUGGUCACGCAAAGUGCCACUUCGUUGCCAUUGACAUCUUUAACUCAAAGAAGCUUGAGGAUAUUGUUCCUUCAUCCCACAACUGUGACAUCCCCCAUGUUGACCGCAAGGAUUAUCAGCUGAUUGACAUUGCUGAAGAUGGAUAUCUCAGCCUCUUAACUGAGAGUGGCGACACUAAGGAUGACCUGAAGCUCCCUGCUGAUGAAGAUCUGGUUAAACAGAUCAAGAGUGGAUUUGAAGAGGGCAAGGACCUGAUCCUGUCUGUGAUGUGUGCCAUGGGUGAAGAACAGAUCUGCGCCGUGAAGGAGGUUGGUGGUGGCAAGUAAGCAGCUCUGCGCGGUUGCCUACUUGUGACGCUUGGUAUCUAGUGCUUCUGGGUGUUCGAGAUACACAUACAUAGGCAUCAAGAUAUCUGUUGGAUUUGUGUGCUCUGUACACCGAAUGCUUGAGGUGCUGCUAGUACUUUGUUAUCUAUCUAUCUCUAUUAUACCCUUUUGAAAUUGGAACCGAGUGGGUGGCUGGAUCUUGGAAUCCGGGUUGCUCAUCCGUGCUAUCUAUCUAUCUAUGAAUUGGUUUGGGUUAA